UUGGCAAUACUGCAACUUAACGGUGCUUUUCCAGUUUUGCGCCAUUAGAUUUUCUAAUUGGUCCAAUAUAAAAUAUGAGUCUGCAAGACGAAAGCUUUCCCACAGAUGAACUGUUUGACCAACUAAACGCUACUACAGCCAGCGAUGGCAAUAGUCAAAGUUUUCAGCUUCAAUACAGCAUGUGUUUGGGGCUUGGUGUACCCGAUAACAUUGAGCGCCAAGUGUCGCCAUUUUUAAACAGUGACUGCUCAGAAAAAACGUGCUCCAGCGAUCCUCUCGGCAUGGAGCACACGGAAAGCGGGGCCAAACGUAGCAGCAAUGGGGUGACCGAUACGCACCUACAGCUGGGAAGUGGGCGCAGCAAUAAAGCGGUUUCCUAUCAGGACAUACACACGGCGUACACGAAGCGAACGUACAAGCACGUGACCAGUAAAGUGAGCAAGUACAUUGCGGACAUACACGAUCAGGAAAAACAGCGUCGCACCUCAGCAAGCACAUUCCAAAGGCACCGGUCGAUGCCCGAAUCGCUGACGCCCCGAGGCGGCACCGAUGACCAGCAGAAAAUAGAUCAUUCGCUCUCUCUGGCCAAUAGCAGCAGCACAGAUAUGCACGUACGCGACGAGAGCUACGAGCGAUUGGUCAGCGAGAAAGAUCACUUGCAGUCGUACAAUGAUUACCUGGAGAGCAGGCUCUACAAGAAGAUCAACGAUAAUCUUGUCCUGCGAAAGAACUUCGAGGUCAUACGAACGGAGCUAACCGAUUGCAAGGACAAGCUUAAACGUCAAGCAGUUGCUCCAGUUGCUGCCCAAUCGCUGCGCUCGCUCGUCUAUUGUCCGCCCAAUGAGAGCGUCGCCACACAAACGGAUUUGCCAGUAAUGGCCAAUUUAUCCAAUCUUUCGAAUUUGCCCGCGUUAGCGGCAAAUGCAACACCGCAUCCAGACACAAAUCUGAAUGAUAUCACUUACGAUAGCAGCGUCGGUUCUAUUGAAAUACCGCUGCUCAGCGUGCAGCCGGCGGCUCACCAACUGAAACUGACCAAAUCGGUCAAGAAGAGCGGGAUAAUAAAGCGUUUGUCCCUAAACUUCAGCAACGACAGUGCAGACGGUGAUGUCACUGGACAAGCGUUAACUGGUGUUGCAGUUGGAGUCAGCAUGGAACCAACUGGCACUAAUGGCGCCACCACAAACCACUCAGGCAGCAGUCAUCCCAGCAGCAAUGACUCAGCCAUUGAGAUAGAGGGUAACGAGCUGCGUUCACCGGGAGUCAAUUUUGGACCCAUGCGAGAGUGGGGACAACGUGAAGGAUUGAUUUACUUUGACAAGCACAGCAAUCGGGUCAUUGAGCUGGUGCCACUCAAUCCGCAUGAGUCGAGCAAAGGCAGCUCAAUCAACCAAAGCCAGUUCAGCAUGCUGCACUACACGGCCAAUGCGCACAUUGGCCAAAGGAAGAAAUCCCUGGCUGCUCGCAUGCUGCGCCUACUGGGACCCUGUGCCCGUUGCGACGAUCCUAAUCAGAUUGAUACCAGCACAGCUACCUAUACAGUGGGUAUGCCACUGUUGGCCAACGAAUCAAGGCGUUGAAUAUUCAUUAUUUAUUGUAUUUCUAUUUCUAUGUUAGCGCUGGCGUUGUUCUCUUUAUUAGUUAUUUCUGUUUUAACCACAUUUUUAUGUUUUAGUCCACAUUUGUAUUCAAUAAUUUUCAUGUCAUGUUAUAAUUUA
Drosophila navojoa is the source of this 1718-nucleotide messenger RNA. RefSeq names its product swallow (gene swa). NCBI's taxonomy places the organism in Eukaryota, Metazoa, Arthropoda, Insecta, Diptera, Drosophilidae. The record is from RefSeq and is a predicted model, not a curated record.